AUGGUUAAUGGAAGCAACUGCGGCUUCGUGUACCCUCUUACGGACUUGGUACAUCACACUUGCUCCUGUGGUGAUGGAUAUAUGAACGACGAAGGGACUUUGAUUGCAGGUAGCGUGAUCAAAGCGGGCUAUGCUCUCAGACGCGCCGAAUACCAUGCGCAUAAGGAUUGUAAAAGAUGCGCAGUGGAUGCGCUAAAAUGCCAUACGCGCCGGCAACAACUCAGCCCGUCGAACACUAACACGACCAUCACAGCGCCUCCAGAUGGAAUCUUCGAAUUCUUCUUUCCCGGCGACGGCGUUUCCGAGAGCGUGCUUCGAGCAUUCCUUGAGAGGAACAACCUUGGCAGCACCACUUGCCUGCCAGGACGUCGCUUCAUGGGCGAGAACGGCUUCUUUGUGCGUUCUAGCUUCCGCCUCAACGGCCAAGACCAGAAACAGCUCAAGGCGCUCACACUAUUGGAGCAUCGUGGAGAGCAAUGGAAGGGUCGGCUCCUACGCGCGGCGCCGCCCUCGAGGCAACCAUUCAACGAAUUCACCAGCUAUCUAAAGCUAAACCCGACCACCUCUCCUAGCACAACCCAACUGCUCACCACAUCUCCCUUGACGUCAGCGCCAAAGCAGAGCCCACAGCACCAAGACCCCUACAUUCGUCGUGGCGUGGAUAACAACGAUCAAGUCAGCUCCCGGUAUGACCGCACUAGUACCGAGUUCGAAGAAGAUCUAUCUCAGGUGACUUCUCGAGCGAGCCAGAUGGCUGUGUCUGGCAGGCGAAAGGAACGAUCACCACAGCCAACUCCGUACGGUCGAAAUUCAAAAGAUAGCAUUCAGAACCCCAGAAACCAGAAUGAAGACAGUUACGAGAUCCGGCAAGGGGUGCCCCCUGGGUUCCGCAUCCAAGGACCCCGGAAUCGGAAUGAAAGCCAGCAAUCUUAUGCAACUGAUCAGAGGACUGAAAGCCGCGGUCGCUCCAGUCGACCACAGCAGGGCGAUUCUCCCAACGAAGAAGCUGCGUUCAGCCAGCCGAUCCCUUCUGAGGAGCGUUUUACAGGCGCGGAAGGUGAUCAGCGUGAGUCUGGUGAACGACACAGCUCGCGCCCUGACCCGACCCGACGUUCUUCAACCUUUCAUGAACCUCUUGGAAAACGGAUCACACCCGAGGCCCAGACACGGUCAAGACAUCAUGCAGCAGUCACAAGGCAAGAUGAAAUGAGACAUCUGGACCGAGACCCACGCGAUAGCUUCACCCGGCGGCAAGAGAGCUACAGCGGUUCAGACACAAGACCCGGCCGUGCACCAAUAAGCCCCAACACACCUGCGACAGUUUACAGGCGUCCUACCUAUGGCGGUCCAGACACAAACUAUGGUCAUACAACCACCCCGUACAGCACCACAGCUUACGGCACUCAAAGCUAUGGCGGACCAAACACGAACUACGGCGCUGCAACAACUGGCUACAUCUCGCCCGCGACGACUUAUAGCACAUCUCCAACCACCGCGGCCAGGAAUCCAAUAUUCAAGGAUCUCUCUCGCGCCGAACCCCGGGCCCAUGCAUACGACAUUCAAAAACAUGCUAACACCCCAAACCAGCCAGCCAGCCACAUUGCCCGAGCAACGAGCCCAGAGCCAAAGUCCGGCAUACCACAAGCCCCUCCAGUCCAGAGGGUCAGAUCUUCUCUCCCUGCUACCGACAUCGACCAAGAGGUGCUGAUUCUAUAUCUGAAGCACUACGUCGACCCCAAAGCUCGCAUCACGGUGGACGACCGUAACGUCUUCGUUGUCGAAGCUGCCCGCAAGCUGACGAACCACGAGAUAGAGGACAUCACUGAGGACUCCAAGAGCUGGCAGCGUGAGCGGGAGAAGGGAAAGGGGAGAGUAUCAUAUCAGGAAUCUGAGACUGCUCAGAGGCGAAAGAGACAGCGCGGUGGGACGCGACACUCAACAGCUUAA
Molecule: messenger RNA, 1947 nt
Organism: Cladophialophora immunda
Lineage: Eukaryota; Fungi; Ascomycota; Eurotiomycetes; Chaetothyriales; Herpotrichiellaceae
Exons: 2
Coding region: 1-1947 (648 amino acids)
Source: RefSeq, a predicted model, not a curated record